Messenger RNA from Scomber scombrus (Atlantic mackerel), 1452 nucleotides. RefSeq names its product lebercilin-like protein. The record is from RefSeq and is a predicted model, not a curated record. Bases 1 to 1452 code for a protein of 483 amino acids. Gene Ontology annotation, biological process: intraciliary transport. Gene Ontology annotation, cellular component: axoneme. NCBI's taxonomy places the organism in Eukaryota, Metazoa, Chordata, Actinopteri, Scombriformes, Scombridae. The transcript is spliced from 8 exons.
AUGUGUGUGAGGCAGCAGAGUCUGAUGCAGGCCUUUGCUCACAAGGGGGGUUAUGGUGAUGCUGUGAGCUGCAGCACGGACACCUCCCGGUGGUCCUCUCCCUCCAGACUGUUCUGUGACUCUAAUUCUCCACACUACUCUUCUGAGUUUGAAGACCAAACUGACUCAUGUGCAUACAAGACCCCAGGAGCCAAGUCACCAGACAAGUGCCAAGAAUUAAAACCAUCUGGAAGAACAAAAGCUAAAAAAGCACAAAAGGCCCCCAAGCAGAAGACAAACCACACUACAAACCAUCAACUGCCAAAGUUGACUCCGAUCAAGCCCCUGCACGUGUCAAAGCCAAGGAUCCAGUCUGCCAACUUAAACUGCAUCAGUGAGCUGAAGAGCCAGGUGUGGGAUCUGCAGCAUCAGCUGAGUGAGGCCAAGACAGAAAACAAACUGCUGAACAGGCUCCAGCACCGCCACACGGUGGCACUGCAGCAUUUCCAAGACUCAGAGGGCAGCGUUUCACAGAUCCAAACCAAGCACAACAAAGAGGUCCGAGCCCUGCAGGGGUUGCUUCGUGAGACCCGCACAUGCCGUGACAACCUGGCGAGACAGUUACAGGCCACGGAAAACAAGUUGUUAAAUGCUACGGCCAGUCUGCAGCGUAUGCAACUGCUCAACCAGGAUCACAACCUGCUGGAGAGGGAAGAACUCAGCCUCAGGUUGGCCAAGGCCACUGCCAAGCUGGAGGAGAAGGACAAGAGGAUACUGGACUUAGAGAAGAAUCUUGAGUUGUGCCAAGCCUCAUCCAAUCACCAAAUAACCACUGAACAUAGAAAGACCAGCGAGGCGAGAAAGAUGUCUGGCUAUCUGCAAGAGCAGAUAUAUCAAUUAACUAUUGAAAUCAAACAUAGAAAGAGAGAGCUGGAAACACACAAUAUUUACUCCCACAGACUUCUAAAAAGGUCUAACCAAAAAGGAAGGGAAAGUAAGAUGGUUCAAACAGAUGAAUUAGUCCUUAUCCCCACUGAGGCUGCGAGGCUUUUGAAGUUACAGUAUUCUGAGACUGAAGAGAGGCUGGAAGAGCAGGAGAGCCCCGUGAACACGGAGUCUUUUACUAUCGGAUAUCUGGAGUCAGAGGUUUCAGUUAAUAUCACGUCAGAAGAAAAUCACGUAGAGGAAACUGAGACUGAGAGAUGUUCAGAUUCUGUUGAGCAGAACAGUUGCUCAGAAGAAAACCCAGAGCGUCAAACUGAGGAACACAUCCCACAGGAGUUAGAAGAAGAGCACCCAAAGGAACAUGAAAGCCAGGUGUCCGGCAUUUUUGAGGAAACUCUGAAUACAACUGAACCUAAAGGCAAUGGGUACAAGCGGUCCAAAACCAAAUGCAACUACACUUUCAUACAAACUAUUGAGAACCUGCACAACAGAAAACCCGCCUGCAGCAGUGUAGACACACCAGUGUGA